This is a messenger RNA of Anguilla rostrata (American eel), 3495 nucleotides long. RefSeq names its product vang-like protein 1. The transcript has 7 exons. Lineage: Eukaryota; Metazoa; Chordata; Actinopteri; Anguilliformes; Anguillidae. The coding region runs from base 998 to 2509 and encodes 503 amino acids. Gene Ontology annotation, cellular component: plasma membrane. Gene Ontology annotation, biological process: multicellular organism development. The record is from RefSeq and is a predicted model, not a curated record.
CAGCCUUUUACUGGCUGAUCCUCUCUAUAGGGCCAGUCCUGCAGCCAUGUUGAGAGCCUUUGCCAUCUGACCCAAACACCACCCCUUCAGUUACACAAUAGAGUUUAUUCUUAUACACUGCUUUCACCAUUAAAUAUAGAUCAUUGUACAGCUAGAUAUUCACUGAAUCUAUGCUGUUAUUCAGUAAGUAACUUGGGUUCGAGCUGGACCCUGCUGGGAUUCUAACCUACAUGCUUGUGUUUUGAUGGAGUGUGGUAAUGGUGGAGCUGUCUGGGGGGUGGGGGGCAGACACGGAGAGAGACUGUUGGCUGCUGGCACAGGCUCCAUAGGCAGGAGUCUCUGGUGUUCUCCAGAGGAUCCAGGGCCAGCCAAUCAGGGCCUGCUUUGCUGAGGCAUCGCCCUGUGACUGUGGAGUGAAAGUGGUGCUGAGUAAGAUGAGAUGAAAGGAAAGCGGUAAUGUGCGAGGCAGGUCAGGCUAAGAGAAAGAGGCGGCCUGGGGCAUGUUCAGGAGAUGACAGGAGCGAUGGAUGGAGAGGGGAACAUCUGCUCGGGGCACCGACGAGCAAGCAGCGAGCGUGCGCCCAACUGCCCUUAAUUGGCUUAUCUCUCUCUCUCUCUCUCUCUCUCUCUGUCACUGUCACUGUUGCUCGCUUGCUCUCUCUCUCUCUCCCUCUCUCUCUCUCUCUUUCAAAGGGACACAUCUGUUUGUUGAAUAGAAGCCCCCCCCCCCCCCCCUCCCCCUCCACUGGCUCCAUAGCUCAGCCAUCCUGUCCCAUGUGACCACAGCUCUCAGCAUCUCUGCACUUUUAUCAGUCCUUUACUGUACUGUAAUAACAGAAUCGCUGUUUUUCCCUCAAAGCCGUGCCUGAAUUUCUGCGUGUUUGGCAGGGAGGAAAGGGAGCUGAAGCCAAAGCGCUAUUGAGAACAUGACACAUAGAGAGAAGAGUAAAGAAGGACAUGUUUAGCUAGUGGUUUUAUUUAGCGUGCUACGACACUCAUGGAGCUGCCUGUCCCCGGAGGACCUGGAGAGGGGGUUGUGGAGGACUCGGGAGAGGCGGUUAUGGAGGGACCAGGAGAGGGGGCUACGGAGGGACCCGCCCUCUCCGAAACCCCGGUUAAUCAGCCUGGCCAGCGGCAGGACGACAACUGGGGCGAGACGACGACGGCGGUGACGGGCACGUCGGAGCACAGCCUGUCGCAGGAGGACAUCGUGCGCGUCGGCAAGGAGCCGGAGGACGGCGUGGGGCGGGGCUGCCGGCGCUACCUGGGCCCGGCGGCGGCGGCGGCGCUGGGCCUGCUGGUGCUGCUGACGCCGCUGGCCUUCCUGGCGCUGCCGCACGCGCUCUGGCCCGAGCAGCUGGAGCCCUGCGGGACGGCCUGCGAGGGCCUCUUCAUCUCCGUGGCCUUCAAGCUGCUCAUCCUCCUCAUCGGCGUCUGGGCGUUGUUCCUGCGGCGGCCCCGCGCCGGCCUGCCGCGCGUCUUCGUCCUCCGGGCGCUGCUCAUGGUGCUGGUGCUGCUCUUCGUCGUCUCCUACUGGCUCUUCUACGGCGUGCGCAUCCUGGACACGCAGGAUAAGAACUAUCAGGGCAUAGUGCAGUACGCCGUGUCGCUGGUGGACGCUCUGCUGUUCAUUCACUACCUGGCCAUCGUGCUCCUGGAGCUCAGACAGCUGCAGCCCUGCUUCUCUGUGUGUGUCACGCGCUCCACCGACGGAGAGACACGCCACUAUAACCUGGGACAGCUCAGUAUCCAGAGAGCUGCCCUGACCAUCUUAGAGAACUACUACCGGGACUUCCCUGUCCAUAACCCCGCCCUGCUGACCGCCUCCAAAUCCCGCGCCGCUAAACACCUGGCUGGCCUCAAGGUCUACAACGUGGAUGGCCCCGGGAACAACGGAACGGGCCAGUCGCGGGCCAUGAUCGCGGCGGCGGCCCGACGCAGGGACUCCAGCCACAACGAGCUCUACUACGAGGAGGCGGACCACGAGCGGCGCGUCCGCAAGCGCAGGGCCAGGCUUGUGGUGGCGGUGGAGGAGGCCUUCACCCACAUUAAGAGGAUGCAGGAGGAGGAGCAGAAGAAGACUCCUGGGGAGGUGAUGGACCCGCGGGAGGCCGCCCAGGCCAUCUUCCCCUCCAUGGCCCGCGCGCUGCAGAAAUACCUCCGCACCACCAGGCAGCAGCACUGCCACAGCAUGGAGAGCAUCCAGCAGCACCUGGCCUUCUGCAUCACCAACAACAUGACGCCCAAGGCCUUCCUGGAGAGCUACCUGACUCCCGGGCCUACGCUGCAGUACGGGAGGGAGCGCUGGCUGGCCCGGCACUGGACGCUGGUCAGCGAGGACGCGGUCACCAGCGGCCUGAAGGAGGGAUCCACCUUCCUGCUCAAGUGCAUAGACUUCAGCCUGGUGGUGACCACCAAGCGCAUCCCCUACAUCCAGCUGUCCGAGGAGUUCAUCGACCCCAAGUCGCACAAGUUCGUCCUGCGGCUGCAGUCGGAGACAUCCGUUUAGAGGAUUGCCCUUUCCUUUUUCUACAUUUUUUUAUUUUAUUGCUGUAAUCUCAAUAUCAUAGUUGAAUAUAUAUAUAUUUUUCGUUAUUGCUUUUAUGGAAAGAGAGUGGGACAAAGAAGAAAGAAGUUAACGGAUUGAAGCUGCAUCAGGAGAUGGGAGGACACAUCUGUGCAUGUGCUGAACAAGACCUCGAUCCCACAGUGAGUGUGUGUGUGUGUGUGUGUCUGUGUCUGUGUAACCUGCCUGUCCCAGCAUCUACAGAACAGUGGGCUAACCUGACUAUCUGAAGAGCAGCAGGUGGCACAGCAGUUGGCAUGGAUGCCAGUCUGAAGGACCACUAAAGACAGCUGACAAACAAGGAACUGGAGAGGAGAAGGGGGUUUUUACAUGAGAAUUAUUAUUAUUAUUAUUGUUAUUAUUAUUAUUAUUACAUUUUAUGUUCUAAGGCUUAACAGAAGCUCUUAAACAUGCCAUUUUCCCCCUAAGUUCUUCCUUGCAUGUAGAAAUGAUCCGAUUUCCUGCGUUUGGUGUUAUAGCUGAGACAACCUUCUUGUGUGGUUAUCCUGGGGUUGUUAUGGCAACUGGUUCUGCCGGGCGCAGGCAGCGUGUCUGAUUGAACUGCUGAUUUUGGCUACUACCUUCACUUAGACAACUGUUCAGGUGCAUUUUUAAUUUUUAUUUUUUUUUCAUACAAGAGUUGACAUUUUUACCAAGAGUGAACUUAAGGUAUGUAUAUGCGUUUGUAUAUAUAUAUAUAUACAUAUAUUUAUACAUAUAUGUACAAACAUAUUGUAUAUGACUCAGUGUAAAUAUAAAUGUAUAUAAAGUUUCUCCUUUAAUACUUUCAUUUUCUACUUUGUCUAUCUGGAGUUUCUGACCAUGUUAGUUGGACACUGAAGAGGACACAUUGAACACAUAUUUUUCCUGUUCCUGUUUUGCUGUUACCAGAUGUAAAUGGAUGGUAAAUGGACUGCAUUUAUAUAGCG